This is a messenger RNA of Daldinia caldariorum, 1149 nucleotides long. RefSeq names its product DNA-binding protein. The transcript has 5 exons. The coding region runs from base 123 to 845 and encodes 240 amino acids. Gene Ontology annotation, cellular component: kinetochore; nucleoplasm; cytoplasm. The record is from RefSeq and is a predicted model, not a curated record. Lineage: Eukaryota; Fungi; Ascomycota; Sordariomycetes; Xylariales; Hypoxylaceae. Gene Ontology annotation, biological process: mitotic spindle assembly checkpoint signaling.
UAGGUUGGUUUUCAAUUCCAUCACCCUGUCACCCCGCCAAAUAAUCCCAAGUAAACAAACCACAACGACUUUGCGUCCCAAGUUUAAGAUCCAUAACAUCGCACACAAGAGAAUCAAUCAAGAUGGCGCCGAGCGGAACAGAAAAAGACAAGGACAAAUCCAAGGUUCAUAAAUUGGCCCUCAAAGGAAGCGCCAAACUUGUUGCCGAAUUUUUUCAAUAUUCUAUCCAUACGAUCUUAUUCCAGAGAGGCGUCUACCCUGCCGAAGAUUUCACAGCCGUCAAAAAAUAUGGGUUGAACAUGCUGGUAUCCGCCGACGACCAGGUCAAGGCGUACAUCAAGAAGAUCAUGUCGCAGCUCGACAAGUGGAUGCAGCGCGGCAAGAUCAGCAAGCUGGUGAUCGUCAUCACCGACAAGGACACGGGCGAGCACGUGGAGCGGUGGCAGUUCGACGUGCACAUCUUCAACGCGGGGAAAUCCAAGAAAUCCAAGACGACGACCACCACCACGACCACCACGAACCAGGAGAACGACGCUCCCGCCUCCGCCUCAGCCUCCGCCUCCAACACGGCCCUCCCCGAUCCCUCCAAGACCGAGGUCGAGAUCCAAGCCGAGAUUGCCGCCCUCUUCCGCCAGAUCACCGCCUCCGUCACCUUCCUGCCCCAGCUGGCCGGCGAUUGCACAUUCAACGUUCUGGUCUACGCCGAUGCGGAUAGCGACGUGCCCGUAGAAUGGGGAGACAGCGACGCCAAGGAGAUCGUCAACGGGGAGAGGGUGCAGCUGCGAGGAUUCAGCACCACGAGCCACCGCGUCGAAACGUUGGUGAGCUAUCGGUUGGGAGAAUGAACGUAACGCAUCGGCUAGCUUCAUUUCGCAUCUAAUGUUAUUGUACUAUUGGGAUUGGUAAAGGGACGAAGUGACAUGGCGUUAUGGGUUUUCUUUCUGGCUACGAGUAAUGUUUAUACGUUAUGCAUUUAGUUUAUAGUCUCAACUUGGCUAUUGAUAGAGUGUCUCGUCGAGAAUAUUUUAUUUUUAGUAAUAAUGCUGCAGUCAUCGACCGAGUUUCUAUGAAGCAUUGGAUCCAUUCACGAUAGAAGCUUACAAUAUUUAUUUACGCACAGAAUCUAUUAAACGAUUCCCGAAUCAGCAG